AUGGAUCAUUGCUUCAACCUAGAAGAUAUCUUCGGCGGAAACACCACCCAAGGUUUCGUCAACCAAAGCGCCUACCCACCCUUCUCAGCCACGGCAGGCAUCAACUGGUCGGUAGAGAACGCCGCAUUAUACAACCCCCAAGCGAACUACACCAAUGUUCUCUACCACCUACACGUGCCAGGAGCCAAAGCAGCCGAACAGUACGCAGAUCGCCGCGUGAACAUUUACCCUGCUAAAGACUGUUACAACGCGGACCCGAACAGCGACGCCACCAUGCCACCACUACUUCCCUGGUAUGGCUACGACUGCGUCAGUGACAGAGAUGGAAACUGCGGCAGGAUCGAGUAUGAUGUCCGCAGCUUCUACCUCCUACCAGGCACAAGGGAAAGGGAUCAGUCAGGCCGAUGUUUAUUGUCUGCGAAAUGGGGUGCUGCCUCGAGUAUUUACUCGUCUUCUCGUGUCAUUUUAGGCGCCGCUUUGAGCGCGUCUCUGGCCAUCUGGUAUGCCUGGUAG
Molecule: messenger RNA, 513 nt
Organism: Alternaria triticimaculans
Lineage: Eukaryota; Fungi; Ascomycota; Dothideomycetes; Pleosporales; Pleosporaceae
Exons: 1
Coding region: 1-513 (170 amino acids)
Source: RefSeq, a predicted model, not a curated record